Messenger RNA from Electrophorus electricus (electric eel), 5630 nucleotides. RefSeq names its product SIX homeobox 1a (gene six1a). The record is from RefSeq and is a predicted model, not a curated record. Gene Ontology annotation, molecular function: RNA polymerase II cis-regulatory region sequence-specific DNA binding; DNA-binding transcription factor activity, RNA polymerase II-specific. Gene Ontology annotation, biological process: skeletal muscle fiber development; regulation of transcription by RNA polymerase II; regulation of skeletal muscle cell proliferation. Gene Ontology annotation, cellular component: nucleus; transcription regulator complex. NCBI's taxonomy places the organism in Eukaryota, Metazoa, Chordata, Actinopteri, Gymnotiformes, Gymnotidae.
GGAAACGGAUCUGUAGACGCAGUUCUGCUCGGCUGACCGGUUACAGGGCAGACCGGGGCGAGCCAAUCGCGGAAUGACGCUGCGCUGUCUUUAACGCUGUCAUAUCUCUAACAGUAACAAUUUGUCCCAGCAUCUAGAUUCUCAGCUCCCGUGUUCUCCGACAAAGGACAACAAAGGACUUUCAUUGUCCACAGACUGGAAUAAUCAAGCAAGAAACUAUAUUUCUGACAGCUGAAGUUGGAUAAAAGAUACGUUCCAAGCACCAGCUCAGAGGCACCACUCUUUGCUGAGUGUUUUGGGAGGAAUAUCUUAUCUAAACUGCAGGGAAAUACCGGGUGGUCGGAUUAGGACGCCAUGUCAAUUAUGCCUUCGUUUGGCUUCACCCAGGAGCAGGUCGCAUGUGUCUGCGAGGUUCUGCAGCAGGGCGGGAAUCUGGAGAGACUCGGGCGUUUUCUCUGGUCCCUACCGGCGUGUGAUCACCUCCACAAGAACGAGUCCGUACUCAAAGCCAAGGCGGUGGUAGCCUUCCACCGAGGAAACUUCCGCGAACUCUAUAAGAUCUUGGAGAGCCACCAGUUCUCCCCACACAACCACCCGAAGUUGCAGCAGCUCUGGCUCAAGGCACACUACAUAGAGGCGGAAAAACUCCGUGGCCGGCCGUUGGGGGCCGUGGGCAAAUAUAGAGUCCGGAGGAAAUUCCCUUUGCCCCGCACCAUCUGGGACGGCGAGGAGACAAGUUACUGUUUCAAAGAGAAGUCACGCAGCGUUCUGCGAGACUGGUACACUCAUAAUCCGUAUCCUUCCCCACGGGAGAAGAGGGAGCUGGCAGAGGCUACGGGGCUGACCACCACGCAGGUCAGCAACUGGUUCAAAAACAGACGACAGAGGGACCGAGCAGCCGAGGCCAAAGAACGAGAAAACGGUGAAAACAACAACGGAGUGGGUAACAAACAUAACCAACUCUCCCCACUCGACGGAGGCAAGUCGCUCGUGUCCAGCUCCGAGGACGAGGUCUCUCCGUCGCAGAGUCCUGAUCACUGCUCCAUGAUGUUAUUUCAGGGAAACGUAAACCUCUCCGGCGCCGCCGCAUAUCCUUUGCCCGGUCUUGGCGCACAACAGUCGGUACAUAGUAUGCAAGGACACCCGCACCAACUGCAAGACUCGAUUCUCGGACCUUUAACAUCUAGUCUUGUGGAUUUAGGAUCUUAGGCCGGACUGAUUGUUGUUCGUUAUCGAGAAAGACCAAACGUAUGCUAUUUCUAAUAGCCAGUAGGCUUAAAUCUGUGCAACUGCAAUGAAGAGGACAUACCGCAGAGAAAUGGGUUAAUUGCAAUAAUCAUUUUUAAAAAGCGUCGAAACAACGCUUGGGGAAAUUUGUGCGUAACUAAAGAAAACGCGCGAACCCGAUAAACAGCGCUUGGUCUCAUAAGUCUGAUUAGUAUGACUGUGCUGGUUUUGACGGGUUUGCGUACGUUAUCCCUUUCUUCGUUUUUGCUCAGAGCCACAAUUAAAGCAGUUUUGUUUUGGAGGACACCAAAGACUUUCUAAUAAAUACUAUGAAAAUCGAAAGAUUUGCUCAUCCAUCAGUAACUCACGCAAUUAUACUAUUUUCCGGAACAAAUGAUCGAAGUUAUUGUCGACUUAUGGUGUCAAAACAAAUAUAACAAAACAAAAGUUAUUUAGAAAACUAUAGCUACUUAAUUAUUACACGUUCAUAGUUAUCUAUUAACUUCUGUCCAUACUAGAACAGACAAAUAAUAAAUCGAUGUGUCUUCGUCACUCAUCAGUGUUGUUUCAGCCGGAAGAGGGCAUGAGUCUGUGAAAAAUGAGAAUGUCUGAAACGUCAACAAGAAAAAUACUGCCUUAGCUUGUCCAAGGGGAAAUGCCGAGUAGAGCUGAGCAGGCGCUGUUGUAGGAGCCUGAACUCACGUCUGCAGUCCAAACGUAUUCUAACGCACGGGGGAGGGCGUGGGGGUAAAGUUAGGAUUAGAGAUAAAACUUGUGACAAAAAAUUACCCCCCGCCUAUUCCCUUCCCAAAAAAAAAAACCCCACACACAACAUAGACCAUAAACGUCAAAUAUGGAAAAUACGCAGAUCAUUUCACGAGCAUAAAUAUUUACAACUCGUGACUUCAAACAUGUAGAUUUGGUGUGUAUGUGUGUGAGUAUAUGCACGUGUGCACGCGUUCUCAACGCGUUUGUUCUGUUAGUUCAGGUCCACAGAGAAUGACACGACCUGCAGGGGGCAGCCGCUCUGGAGAGGUCACCACGACCUUCCUUCCAAAUAGCCCGUUGUGGGAAAUUUCGGCAAAGAAAAACUUUCUCUAGAUUAUAUCUAUUUACACGCCCGUUUAAUUGUAGAGUUUCUUUUCCUUUAGUUAACUGGCCAUUUAUCUAAAUUGUUAUUUGGGAAGCGGAAAACGACUUUAUUAUUUUUAGAUUUAUUUGGAACAUUAUUUACACUUGCGUGUUUACACACUUUCAUUUGCAUAAUUUUCAACUCUAAAAAAAUGUCCGGAUUAAAUGUUUGUAUCUUAUUUACUGAUGAUGCGCUUUGGGCAUUAACAGGCAUAGUAAAACACCACUAAAAGCAAAUGUUUUCUGUAUUCAGACUAUAAAAGGUAUUUAAAAAAUACAAAACGUACACGACAGAGAAAGAGGUAGAAACAUGCCGGUUUGGUCCGCUAACUUGAAACCAUGUGCCGAAGAGUUAUAAUUUCGCACAUUUGAGUUCGCCUUCUGGUACUCUUGCAAGGUUGCUUAAAUUAAAAAAUUAAGCAACCGCAGCUAACGCUCUCGCUCUCUCAGUCUCUCCCCGUCUCUCUGCCGCUCUGCCUUCCCAGUCACUUCGUAUCAAAAUAAACUGUUUUGAACAGAGAUCACUGAGGGUUUCCGGCCUCUGUAAUCGGAACCAGUUUUCUAGUAUAUCAGGGCCUGAUUGUCAGAAAGGCCACGAACUAGGCCCCAGGACUACCGCAGCCCAGUUUGUGUGCAUUAUCUUUUUUGGCUGUAAUGCCUCCUUUUUCACCCUGUCGAAAUAUACAAUACGUUAUAGAACACUAAUUUAUUAUGCUUCGACCAUAUAAAGUAGCAUAGAAACAGGCCAUUUUGGCACUUAACCAGUGUAUAAUAUCUGAAGUUAGCCAAGGGGCCGAGGGAUACAUUUUACUUCGCUUCUUAAUUUUCAGUUAGUGCUCAAAUACAUUUUACGAACAAUAGGCUAUGUUAAAGUUCGCCAAACUUAAACCGAGUCUUUCUUGAACGGCUCGGUUACACGCAAAAUGUUAAUAUUUGGUAUUCCUGCUUUGAGGGCUGGUAAGAAUUUCGACAGUGUUUUUACAUCGAGAGGAAACGUUUGCGAAAUUCCGGUAAAGAAAUGCCAUAGAUAAUGAAGCAUCUUACGUCCUUUGGCAGUUCGAGGAUAUUUAGACAAAACCAACAAUAUAAGUAACGAUCUCCCCAGCGAAUAAAAGCUUAUGAGCGCAGUUCUCUGCACAUAUUUCUUUGUCCUCGUGUCGGCAGAGAGAAUUGGUCUUCUUACCACUCGCCGCCUCCGAGACGUUUUUCGAAGUGCAGGGUGGCUUUGCCAAGAGCCAAGCUGGGAGAAAGGACACGUCUCACUUCGACGCUAUGUAACCAUGUUAGUGGCCCGCUUAUGGGGACAUUUGAGCUACGGGCCAGCUGCGCCAUUGUCCGACAGCGAGUGACGAGAGAGACGCGCUCUGUGGUGUUCUAUAGCUUUAAGCUUGUGGUCCUUAUGUUAACUAAAACAUAUACAUUCGUUUGAAGCGAUCUCCUGGGUGAAACCAUUCACAGGCUAGAGAAGAUGGAAACUGAAAAUAAUGUAUUAUUAAUGCCAGGUAAAUAAUGAGACGUAGGGUCGCCUGUCGAGUUCUGAACAACUUUAGUACUUUUUAAAUUCUGUGCUGCAUUCAACAAGAGCCAAAGCCUCCUGUUGUAUGUGAGAUGAUUUAGAUGGAAAUCUAUUUUGCGCCAUCAUUUGGGGAUAUGGGAACGUAAUGUGUCAGCCGUGAUUGCGCCAUUUGGUUGCACCUGGAUCCUGUAAAAUGACCUCAUAUUCCUUGAGUGUUAUAUGACCACGCGGAGCCAUAGUCGGACUUAAUGACUCCCAUGAGAUGGAUGACAAUACCGUUAUGGAUCCACCAGCAGUCGUUGUGGGUUGAAUGUACCCGUUGGUCUUCUCAAUAUGUAAACACCUCCGGAUGUAGGAAAAAGAAAAGCUAGAUGACGCGAGUGGCUUGUUCACUUUCCCCGACUGCUCAGAGUCUCAGGGCUCUAUGAAGCUCGGGCUACGUAGGCGGUGUUGAAAAUCGGCUCUUUUCUGUGGCGAUUUCUGAACGGCUGACAAAGUAUUUGUCGUGUACUAUAAUUCAAGCAGUCCAUCUCUUCCCUCGAAAACACUGAUCCUCUUUGCCAGGGUAGCUCGUUCGUCCGUGUUCUUGAUAAGUUUCUGCGAUUUCUGAGUCAGCGCACCUGGAAGUAAUGCACGAAGUGAUUCGGUAGCUCUUGGGUCAGAGGCACCUGCAAUUUGCGCACUGAACUAUUUGGCCUCUUUGGAACUGUGUUAAUUGUCUUAUGUCACUUGAAAACUUUGACAAAUUCAAUUGCUGGUAAUAAUGGUUUUCUAGUUUGACUCAUUUAGUUGCCUUUGUAGUUGUCAUUUUAUUACUUGAGAUAAAGUCAGUGCUUUUUCAUGAGGUGUUUAUGUUGGUUAGUGCACACCCUGCAUAAGAUUAGUACAGCCUUGAAAAUACAUACUCUAAAAGGCAGCACAGUGUUGAUAAAGAUGUACUAUAUAAUGUGAUGUAAAGCUGAAUUAAUUUUUUCUUUUAUUUUUUAUUUAUUUUUGUAUUUUCUUUAUAAAAUGGGUAUUUAUGUAUUUGAAUUACCUGCAUUAAACCAAGACAGUCUGAGCCCAUGGCACUACUAUGCACUACUAAAGCUGGAUAGUCUUUACGGAAGAGCUGUCUGCUUAGAGGAGAGUAAAUACUAUAGAGGUAAAGAGGUAGACACUCUGUGCCUUAGAGCUACCUGAGCGAGUACCUGGUGAGCCAGAACACUGGGUAACCAAAGUCCGGCCUGGCCCUUGGCAUGGGGGUUAGGGUGUGGGGCACAAAAGGAGCUUUCUUUAAAGUCAGACUUGAAGGAGAGAGGGAGACAGAGAGACAGAUAGAGGAAGAGAGAGAGAGAAAGAGGCGGGUGGAUGGGGGAGAGAUUCUGUUACCGAUGAUGCAUUCAUCUGACAGCACUUCAACCAACAGAACCCCCAGAGAAAGACUAACCACUCUGCAUGCGUGUGUGUGCAUGUGUGUGUAUAUGAGAGUGUGAGAGAGAGAGGGGGAUAUUUAUGGACCAUCCUGCAGAAAGUAAAUGCAGAAGAUUUGCUUGCAUUUACUAAUAUUCUUUUAUUCUCAAAAAGGCUAAAUUUGUCCAGAUAGAUCUCUCUGUAAAGGGAAGUAUUUUUCUCUCUAUGUAGGUUUACAACCAAAAAUACCAAAAAAGUGGAGUUAGACACAGAGAAAGAGAAUGUGGAAGUGAAUAUUAUUUCCCUCUGUGUGACCUUGACAAUGUGUUUUAUCCUGUGCCAGAUUAAACCUGAGCCCUUUGUC